Notothenia coriiceps (black rockcod) is the source of this 8098-nucleotide messenger RNA. It is a transcript of the gene tubgcp6, whose product is annotated as tubulin gamma complex component 6. Bases 287 to 5812 code for a protein of 1841 amino acids. The record is from RefSeq and is a predicted model, not a curated record. Gene Ontology annotation, biological process: cytoplasmic microtubule organization; spindle assembly; microtubule nucleation. The transcript has 25 exons. Gene Ontology annotation, molecular function: gamma-tubulin binding; microtubule minus-end binding. NCBI's taxonomy places the organism in Eukaryota, Metazoa, Chordata, Actinopteri, Perciformes, Nototheniidae. Gene Ontology annotation, cellular component: gamma-tubulin complex; spindle pole; microtubule organizing center.
UUGAUGCUGGAAGAUGAGUGAAGCAACUAGCUAGUGACUGACAACAACAUUACAGCAUAUGUUGUGGCGCUAAUAUGCUGUAAAAAGAAACCCCAGACAAAUAAAGACGUUCCGGGGCACCUUCUUGGUUCCGCAUGCUUGGCAUACAAGCUAAGAAGAGAAUACAGUUCAUCCGUGGGGUUUUGCUAAUAACAAACGCUAGCAUGUGCUGGAAGGAUGUGUGAUUGAAACUGUCAAAAAUCAACUAAAAACAUCAUCUCAAUAGGGCUGAGGUAGCACUGCCACCAUGUACUCCAGCCCCAACAACCGCAUGAAGUCCAGCAGCAGCAGCAGCAGCAGCAUCACUGAGCUGCUGGGGGCCCUGUGUGACAGCAGCCUGUCUGGGGUGUCAUGGAAACGCCGGGCCCUCGGUGGAGUCUCACGGGACGGUUUCCACCGAGCUCUGAAGAAGUGUGCCUACGGCGCCCUGCUGUCCAAGCUAUUUCAGGAUGACACCAAAGGGUCUGCCUCAGGAGCCCCGAGCGCCACAGCCAAUACACCGGCCAAAAACAAAAUCCUCAUGAUAAGUUUUGACUUGCGGGUAGCAGGGUGCCGAGAGGAAGCGGAAAGGUUGGAAGAGAAACUGGGGAUGCUGAUGGAGGGAGAAUCCUCUGGACUGAAGGAAGUAGAUGCAGUCCUUGAGCUCUUGGUACAUCUUGCUGGGUCUGCACCUCCACCUCCUACCUCUUUCAGUAGAGACUACAUGAGACGGGAGAGGCCCGUGUUGCGGAGGCCCCCCCCCUGGAGCUACCAGAGCGAGGAGCUGCAGAGGCUCGAGGCCCAGGCGUGGGGUCUAGUGUGUGGAGAGGAAUGGAGGAAUUUGGAGAGUUUGUGUGGAAAUCAGAGGUUGAUGGAUGCUCCUCCAAGCACAGGACUGCUGGCUCUGAGAACUAAAUUAGAAGUGGAAGAAAGAUUUGAGAGGGAGACCAGGAAGACACUGUUUGGAGCGCUGCAGCACACUCGCACCUCAGACAUUGACAUAAGACUAGACCUCCCUCCUGUUCCCAGUAAUAUUGAUGUUACUGGACUGGCUUUAAAGAUCCCCACAUGUUUAGAUCAGUCUGAGGAUGAGGGCUUCCAGUCAGCUUCCAACAUGACCCCAGACUCUCAGUCAGAGACCAGCCCCGUUCCAGAUGUUGAUAUAUGGGAGGCUCUCCGCACGUUCGAGCCUGGGAGACGCCGCUGCUGGGAGUCUGUUGGCUGCCCACCGGGGAAAAGAGAGUCCCUUUAUCUGACAGAGGGAGGCAGGGAGUCCUUUGACCAGCUCUAUCGUCUGUGGGAGGGGGAGAUGAGGGUGGUCAGCACGGCGACCCCCUCUCCUCUCCUCCCUCUGCCCCUGGACACUCAGGCCCAGCUGGUGUUCGACCUCCUCAACGUCUUGAUCGGAGUGGCCUCCAUUACCUUCCCUCUCAACCAGAGCGUUCAGUUUGACGUCAGACCGGGUGUGUGUGUGUCCGGAGCGUCUCCAGAGAGUGUGUCUCGUCUCUUGGGGGAGCUGGCCCACUACGGCACCCACUACCUAAGGCUAAGUCGCUUUUCUCUGCAGUGUGCUGACAAAAAAGGCCUUGUCUUUCAGGCUUUUACAGGUGGUCUGCGGAAGUAUCUGCAUUACUACAGGGCUUGUGUUCUCAGCACUCCCCCCACCCUUAGCCUGUUGACUAUUAGCUUCCUGUUCCGCAAGGUGGGCCGCCAACUAAGGUAUCUGUCGGAGCUGUGCUGUGUGGACGGACCUUUAGGUGCUGGCCAGGCUACCUUCCCCGUGGGGGUUAAAUUGAUGUCCUACCUGUACAACGAGGCACAAAAUAACUGCAGCAACGAGAACUACCCGGUGCUGCUGUCGCUGCUGAAGAGCAGCUGUGAGCCGUACACACGGUUUGUGUCUGACUGGGUGUAUAGCGGCGUGUUCCGUGAUGUUUAUGGAGAAUUCAUGAUACAAGUCAAUGAGGAAUAUCUGGGUUGCAGAGACAAACACUUCUGGGUCCAAGGCUACACUCUGAUCUCCAACGAUGUGGAGGAUUGUGUGCCCGUCUUCCUGAGACACAUCGGCAAUGAUGUGUACGUCUGCGGAAAGACAAUUAACCUCCUCAAGAUCUGCUGCCCACAGCACUACAUCUGCUGGUCGGAGCUUCCGGUGCCUCGCAUCGCCGUCACCUUCUCCCUCCAGGAGGUGGAGGUGAUCGAGAGGGACUGUGCUGUGUACCGAGGGCGCAUGGAGAGGAUCGCUAAGCACAGCGCCAUCAGCAGGGAGGAGCAGGCCCAGCGAGUGGAGCGGGCGCGCCAGGAGCUGAUCAAUCAGGUCAGAGAGUCGACAGUCAAAACCCUGGAGAGCAUCCGCGGGCGCCAGGUGUCACAACGUCUGGCCGAGGAAGCCAAGAAGAGAGAGCGUUUUGAUGAGCUGAAGCAGCACCUGGAGCAGGAGCAAGAGUGGCGAAAUGUUGCUGUGAAGAGACAGCAGGGGGACGACUUCAGCUUUGCCAGAGAGCUGAGGGACAGAGAGCAGAGACUACAGGCCAUGGAGGAGCAACUGGAGCAGAGAGCCAGGAAAGAGCUGAUAGCUCAGUACAGCCGUAUGUCAGAGGAGGCAGCUCGCAGAGAGAGGCGGGCCAUGUGGCGGGUGCAGCGACUGAGACUCGAUGAAGCCCGAUCUCAGUUUGUCAUGCGUGACAGGCAGCAGGUUCAGGGAAUUCUCGAGAAAUAUCCUUUAGGCCAGGAGAGACCUCCCAUGGAAGUGUUUCAAGCUGUUCCCUCAGUGCAACAGACUGCACCACAACCAGCACUGGAAUCUCCCACUCAGGACCCGCCUGAGCAGCAGCCAGCGGAGACUCAAGAAUCUCAUGCUGCCUCACCACCACCUCACCGAUCCUCAACCAACCCCCGUACAGCAGACCCUGCCCUUAUCUCUGAAAAUAUCGACAUCAAUGACUUCCUCCCCAAGUCAUCGAAUGCCUCCAGCGAGCAGGUGGACUCUGCCUUACAGGAGAUUGGCUCUGAGCUACCUGAAGUGUUUCCUACAGCACAGCUAGUAGACUAUGACUUCAGUGCCCCCUUUAGUCCACUGGAGGGUAUCACUGGCCAAGCCUCAGUCCAGCCCCGGCCUCGCUGGGGACCUGCAGGCCAGCCUGACAUGAUCCAAAACCAUCCCUCUUUUUCUCACAUCCCAAUAGGAGAGAACAUUUCUCAAGUCCAGGUUGGCGUCCCCAGAGCCAGCCCCUUUGGCCAAGCCUCCAAAUCCAGCUUUCCUCUGGGCCAAUACACCCCAGAAGGGCCCCAAACAUCUACUUCUACAGCAAGCAUUUAUGGACAUCCCUCUCAAGCCUCAGUGCAGCUGGUGGAUGGGAGUGGCUCUAUGACUGACAACAAGCAGAAGGAAGUUGCGUCUAUGUCAGAACAGAAGACUGAAACAAGGAGUUUAGAAACUAUAGUAGAGGGAAAUAAAGAAAACGCUAAAUCUGUCGACGAUUAUGUGUUCGAUGCUUUGCCGACCUACAAACCAGAGCUAAGUGGCAAAGCAGAGACAAGUCUUUCUGAUUGUGGUAAGAUUGUUCUACCUGAUGGAAGCGCUCAAAAUAAAGCUGAUAAUAUUUCAAUGCCAAACACUCAGGUCUCUGGAGAGCCAGUUUUCGACGCGGUUGCCCAGCAGCCUUCACUUAACACCCACGGCCAUUCCUCUGAUUCCCACAUACAGAUCGGACAGCUUGUAUCAGAGGUAGCUGCUCCUCUUCCAUCCCAUAAUGUCCACGGGCAUGUAUCAAAUUCACACAUGAUGAUUGGAGAACAUGCUUCAGAAGUUGAAGCCCCUCUACCUUCCCACAGUGUCCACGGUCACUCUUCUGAUGCACACAUUAAAGUCGGGGAAAAUGUUUCAGACUUUGUCGCUGCUUUUCCUUCUCCAAAUGUCCACGGCCAUGCGUCAGAUGACCACUUUAUAGUCGGCGAAAAUGUCUCAGAUUUUGUCGCACCACUUCCUGUUCACAGCAUCCACGGUCACUCCUCGGAUGCUAAUAUAAAAGUGGGUGAGUUUGUGUCGAACGUGACCGAAGCAACACCUCGUGCGAGUAAACAUGGGCAUGCAUCAGACGGUAUACUUCGACCAGGCUGUGUGGUAUCAGGAGAUGAAGCCACCUCUCCUUCACUACCUGGAAGCACUUUUGGUCACUCCUCGGACUCAGGGUUGAGGGCUGGAUGUGUAGUUUCAGGGGACGAAGCCAAGCGUUUCCCUAUACCCGGCAGUGCCCACGGUCAUGCUUCAGACUCACAUAUAGCCAGUGGAUGUGUUGUGUCGAAAACUGAACCACUUCCAUCACCGGUACCCGGCAGCGCCUACGGCCACUCCUCGGAUUCGACGCUGGGGGGGGGUUGCGCGGUCUUAGGAAAAGAGCUGCAACCCUCUGUACUACCAGGCAGCACUUAUGGCCACUCAUCAGACUCUUCACUUGCGGCUGGGUGUGUGGUGAAGGGUGAUGGCAUCCUGAAUCAGCAGAAGACAGAAGACAAUGAAGACGGUAAAGGGUUCACAGAGUCCUGGGCAGCCGGCUUUGGUUUGUCUCCUGGAGAAAAGUCUGAGCAGGAAUACCUCUUGGCUUUGUGUGCUCAGUACGAGGUGGAACAAUAUGAAGACUGCUACAACCUGAUGGCUUCGUCCCCUGAGUGUCAGCUGUUGAAGCAGGUGACUCGCGGCCCCUGGGGUUUCCCUAUGGACCCCACGCUCUGCAAAGCCACAGACACCACCGCCGUCCAGCUCAGCGAGUUGGUUUCACUGCCAGUUCUGAUAAAACAGGCCGUCACCACGCCGCUCACCACACAUGUCUCUCUGGUGAACAAGGCUGUGGUGGACUACUUCUUUGUGGAGUUAGGGGUGGAGAGACACUUUGAGGCGCUGCGCCAUUUCCUGCUGAUGGAGGAUGGCGAGUUCGCACAGUCCCUCAGCGAUCUGCUCUUUGAAAAGCUGGGCAGUGGGCAGACCCCCGGGGAGCUGCUGACCCCCUUCGUCCUGAACUCCAUUCUCAGUAAGGCCCUGCAGUACAGCUUACACGGAGACACACCGUUAGCGGGCAACUUCACCUUCGCCCUGCGCUUCCUCCCAGAGACCUUCCACCCGCACGCCCCCGACUCCCUCAACUGUCUGGAGCUGCGCUACAAGGUGGACUGGCCGUUGAACAUCAUCAUCACGGACAGCUGCAUGAACAAAUACAACCGACUGUUCUCGUUUGUGCUGCAGCUCAAACACAUGGUGUGGAGCCUCCGCGAGGUCUGGUUCCACCUCAAGAGGACAGCUCUGGUGAAAGGUGCGGGCCGCUCGGUGCAGUUUCAUCAGCUGCAGCUCUACAGACAUGAGAUGCAGCAUUUUGUUAAAGUGAUACAGGGAUACAUCACCAACCAGAUCCUGCAAGUGUCCUGGAUGGAGUUCACUGCCAAACUGGCCACUGCUAACGACCUGGACGCCAUCCACCGCACGCACGCAGACUACCUCAACAGAGCCAUCUUCAGGGGUCUGCUGACGGAGAAGGCGGCCCCCGUCAUGAACAUCAUCCACAGCAUCUUCAGCCUCAUCCUGAAGUUCCGGGCGCAGCUGAUCGCACAGCCCUGGGGCAGCCAGCAGGGGGAGGCGGUGCACCCCAGCUUCAUCGCUAUGCAGCAGUCCUACAACACCUUCAAGUACUACUCACAGUUCCUCUUCAAAGUGGUGACCAAGCUGGUGAACCGGGGCUACCAGCCUCACCUGGAGGACUUCCUGCUGCGCAUCAACUUCAACAACUACUACAAAGACUCCUGAGCUCUGUUCUGGCGUGUGUGUCAGCUGUAGGCAUAGAUACUUAUCCAAUGAACCUUCGUGUACCGUGUGUGUUUACAUUUUUAGAAUCCCUGAAAUGUGUUUAAAGGAAACAUAAUCAGACGUGUGAUAAAUGCAGUUCCUCUGGCCUUCAUUUCACUGUUCAAAAUAUAUUCAAAAACCCACCGGUGCUUUAUAUUAGAGCAUGCGUUUGACAUUAACGCCAGUUUAAGUAAUGAAUGUGCAGGAUCUGAACGACAUGCCUGCGCUUGAUUAAUGGCUUUGCUUCUGGACUCUCUGUAUGCUGCCAACGUUUGUAAAGAUGCCUACUGUAAAGUCUCCGCUCAGGUGUUCUUCCAGCUGUAUAGAAUAUAAGUGCAUAUAUAUAAUGUAUUAUGUAAAUACAAAAGCAAAAUGACUUCUUUUUUUUCUAGUUUUGAUGCUUAAGUACUUUUGUGAAGAAAACACAUUUGUGUAAAAAAGCUACUUGUAUUUAUUCAAGAUUGUAUGUUAGCAUUUAUUUAAGAAAACUAGGACAAAUAAGGUGUAAAGCAUUAUGGGUAAUGGAUUGUGUCAACCUUGGCUAUUCAUAAAAGUAGAGGGCAGUAUUUACUGUGUAACUGAAAUCUAUUUUCUACACCAUGAGUACCCAGAGUUCUCCUGAUGUUGCUUUCACUUUCAAGGGCAAGCAUUCAACAAGAAUAAGCAGCACAGCAGUAACACGUUUAAUGGGCUGCAGCAAGAAGAGGAUUUAUUUUAUUGAAUGGAUGGUUUAGUUUAAAAAAACGUUAUCAUAUUCAUAAAUCAGGAAUAGGACAAGCUUGUGUAAGUCGAACAGGAAAGAAAUUCGGAGGCUCUUGUGGACUGCAGGUUAGUUUGCAAAGCUUUAGUUUUAUUAACGGUGUGAUUGAAGCGUGUCAACCAGCACCUGAAGAAGAACAGGGCAAACAUACUGGAUGGAUGAAUUGUUCUUUAAAGCAUCAGAAGACCUGCCAAUACGCAUUUACAUCAGGCAACAGGAAGAGAAAUGGUUAACCGUCGCCACUUAAAGCAAAAGUUUGACAUUUAGGGAAACACGCUCAUUAUCUUAGUGUAGUAACAUGGAUACUGUGACCCUUUGACAACAAUAUUUUCAUUAAGAGUACCACACCACCUUAAUCAUCAAAUGUAUUCACUUUUCAAGGACUCCCCAGGUCCAAUUAUUUUCAGAUUGAAGGACCCAAUAGGAAAUAGUCUGAGACGUGGUUCAAGGUUAAUUACCAUUACAGUUUCAUAAUGAGAAUGAGCAGGCUUCACAAAAAGCUUCAGGCAAAGGCCACAGAGAGAGGCUUGAACAUAUGAACAUGUCUCCAUUGUGCUGUGAGAGUCGUGUACUCUCUUGCCUUCACUAGAACAGCACUAAAGAGGGACGCUUUCAUUAUACUUACAGUAAGAGUUUGAGGAGAUAAAUACAAAAACUUCAAUUUCCAUUAUUGAUCGGAAUAUGUUGUAACGCUCCAUGUCUCUUCAAAAGCUUUUAACACCUGUUUUUAGUUUAUCAAUCUUUUCUUCUUACACCAGAUAGCAAAUGUACCCAUUCCCCAAAUGUCAAACUAUUCGGUAGAUUACAAUGAGUAGUGACAAAACAUACUCAUAAUUAAUGAUUUCACCAGAAGAACAGACAGUCCUUGAGGAAAUAUCCAGACUUAUUCCGUGUUUAAUAUGUGAUUACGCCAAGAAAUCUGAUAGAGUGAAAAAAAAAAAAGCAGACAGACACUCAAUGGUCAACACAAUGUAACUUUCACGAUCAACGUCAAGUCAGUGGUUAUGACCCCGUCUGUAUUACAGGUACAAAAACACUUUCAUCUUUCAACACCACCGUCCAUUAAUAUCAUAACAGCUCAAAUUGACUAAAACCGAACAUGGACCCAAAGGGGACGGGUCGCCUGCCUUCCUUUAAUCUUCCUGUAUUCAAACGUACAUUAUACCCCACUGCCUACAUGCGUUACCGUGACAUUUAUUUUAAUAUUACAGCUCAGCGCUCAGUGUAGUUUUAAUAUUCUGCGACGGGACGGAGAGAACGCCAUUAUUUAAUCAUGCACCGCAUUAGUCCUAGCAUAUUGACUCUGAAAGCUUUUAAUGCAGCCGACUGAUUAAACACCAUAUAGACACUCGCACGGCUCGUAUUUACAAAACGCCUUAAAGAAACCUAGCCCAACCUACUAAAUAUUAUUUGGCUGCUUGAGGAGAACCUUGCAUACAGAUCAUCUUAAGACUUGCUUUGUAUAGGUAGUGGUUAUAACAAAAAAA